GGACUGAAGCUGUAGGGUGUGGAGUGAGCACAGACGAGUAUUCCCCAAUCUUAAAGUGCAAACGAGUAGUGAGAAGAAGGGAGGCAUUUUGUGAAGCCAGGCAGGCCAAUGGAGAGCAGAAGCGGUGGAUUUCUUACCAUUUGAGGAAUAAAAGUAUCUUUCCGAGCUAACAAGAGAAGAACCAGGAGCUGCAAAAGAGACCAAGGGUGUUAUUCUCCUGAUUUGCCUCUUAUGCAGAAAGCUAAAGGUGAUCAGUGUUCUCAAGGAGGAGUUUCGGCAAAUUGGACAUGAGUUUUCUGGUGGGAUCAUGCUCCAGCCAAGUGAAACCGAUGUUCUUGCUCUGUUUUUGUUCCUAGUUGUGCUUCCGCUUGUUAUUUACAUCUUCCUAGGAAAAUGGAAUGAGGCUGCAAAAAAGAAAGGGAGGGCAAGUGUAUUAGCUCAACAGGCUGCUGAAGAAGCUUUUAGGGUAGAAGCCAUGUCUGCUGCCAAUGUCUUUCCUCCUGUACCUGUACCUGUACCUUUGCCGAGCAAUUCACUUCAUCAGGUUGCAAGUGUGCCAAGUGUGCCUUUGCCAAAUACUUCGCUUCAUCAGUGUGCAAGGUGCUAUGGUCAAGCAACAACUCGGUGCUCUAGAUGCAAGUCUGUUCGCUAUUGUUCGGGCAAGUGCCAGAUUCUCCAUUGGAGGGAAAUUCACAAACAAGAGUGCCAGCUAUUGGAAGAGCUCCCUGGACGGGUCUCAGUUGAUAGUAACAUAAGUGCACAGUUUCUUGAACACAAUGCCAAGCAGCCUAAGUUCGAGAAAGACCCUUCUGACCAUAUCGUUCAAUCUCCUCCUAUAAGUACACCAAGCUCAACUGGUGUUGCUUGUGCUUCGAUAGAUCCCUCUGAAUCUCCAUUGAGACAGAGAAGAUCUAUUGAACGAAGAGCUUCACGGAAAGGAAAUAGAAAAGCUGAAGGAAACAUAUUAGAAGGUUCUGAUCAAUCCUCUAGGAGUAGAGUUACUUCAUCAACUUCGUGCUGUACGGUUCCAUCAUCAGAAUCUUCUACUAGAAAUAAGUUACAAGAGAGUGACUCUAUGCUUUAUGAACAGUAUAGCGUUCCCGGUGAUAACAAAAGUGCAAUGCAGAACGGUUAUAUGUCACAGAGGCAAAGUGAGAAUGAUCCCUGGACAAAAAGCUACUAUGCCAGCUCAGAUGCACAGAAUUUAGAGAGUCACGAGACAAAUGCAUGGGAAACUCAAGUGGAUACGAGUAAUGGAGAUAACAUUCUCUCGGGAGGAUUAACUUCUCAGGAUAUGACUGCUGGCAUGGACUAUUCUUGUGAAAUGGGUGCAACAAGGAAAAUCAAUAAACCUAAACCGAAAGUAUCAAGAGAUGAAAUGUGUUCAGAUCAGGAUGGGGAGGGUCAGAAAGCGGAUGAAUUGAGAAAUGCUAAAAUAAAGGAGUCGAUUCCUUCUAAUGGACGCAAUGGCAUCAUGAAAAUGUUUGGUCUAAUGAAGUCAUCGAGGCCCGACAGGCAAGCACAUUCAGUAGUCAAAACUGACAAGCACAAGAAAUUAAAGAUGCUGUUUCCUUAUGAAGAAUUUGUGAAGUACUUUCAGUAUGAAGUUCUCAAUGUCUCGCCUAGAGGACUAAUUAAUUGCGGGAAUAGUUGUUAUGCCAAUGCAGUCUUGCAGUGUUUGACCUUCACCAAACCUCUAACAGUCUAUCUGCUUCAUCGAUCACAUUCUCGAACUUGCUGUGGCAGAGAUUGGUGCCUCAUGUGUGAACUUGAGCAGCAUGUGAUGAUGUUAAGAGAGAGCGGGGAACCUCUGUCUCCCAAUAGAUUUCUUUUGCGUAUGCAGAGCAUAAACAGCCAGAUUGGAAACGGAAGCCAGGAAGAUGCACAUGAAUUUUUAAGGCUUCUUGUGGCAUCAAUGCAAUCUAUAUGCUUGGAAGGUUUGGGUGGAGAAAAGGCCGUUGAACCUAGACUGCAGGAAACAACCUUUAUUCAGCACAUUUUUGGGGGACGACUAAGAUCUAAGGUCAAAUGUUUGAGAUGUCAUCACGAGUCAGAGUGCUAUGAAAACAUCAUGGAUCUUACAUUGGAAAUAUAUGGCUGGGUUGAAUCCCUUGAAGAUGCGUUGACACAAUUUACAAGUCCCGAAGAUCUUGAUGGAGAAAACAUGUAUAGAUGUGGAAGCUGUUCUUCAUAUGUUCGAGCACAAAAGCAAUUAAGCAUACAGGAAGCUCCUAAUAUCUUGACUAUUGUCUUGAAAAGAUUUCAGGGUGGGUGUUAUGGCAAGAUAAACAAGUGCAUUACUUUCCCCGAAAUGCUGGAUAUGAUACCAUAUAUGACCGGGACCGAUGAUGUACCUCCGCUUUACAUGCUUUAUGCUGUCGUCGUCCACUUAGAUACACUAAAUGCGUCAUUUUCGGGGCAUUAUAUAUCCUAUGUGAAAGAUAUGCAAGGCAAUUGGUUCAGGAUUGAUGAUACCAAGGUUGAGCAAGUACCUAUGAGCCGAGUUAUGACAGAAGGCGCAUAUAUCUUGUUUUACAUGAGGUCAUCCCCCCGGCCAGAUAGAACUGGAACUAGCAAGGGUACCAGGCACCUAGUUCACGGGAUUUCAAAGCACAGCUCCGCAAAAUCUCAGAAACCUUCACGACCCGAGCAAAUCAAAGCCGGUAACCAUUUUGCAUGCCCGGAUCGAUCUCGUGACCAUAGAUUGAAGACGGGAGUGGAUGUCAUGAACCGCACUUCUGGUAGUGUCCUGAGAAAUGCGAAUAGGAACAGACCGCCAAUAAUGGGAACGUAUUCCGAGAACAUGGAGAUCUCGGAUGCCACCGCGAGUGACUGGUCCCUUUUCACGAGCUCCGAUGAAGCAUCCUUCACUACCGAGAGCACCCGGGACUCUUUCAGUACGGUCGAUUACGCUGAUGCCAGCGCCCUCGACCCGUUCUCUUCGUUCAUCAACACAAUGUCUGCCCCGGACUAUAACUCGAAGAGAACAAUCACGUGUAGCAUGUUCUCGGGAACUAGGCCCCACACAGCAUUUUUUUCGGAGAACAAAGGGUUUGUCGUGGAUUCACACCCCGGUAGUGUACAGGGAGGCGACGACGACCUGAUGGAGGUUAGCUUUUCUCAUCCUAGUGAAGCUUUUUUUGUGGAUAGACAUGUAAAUUACGGGUACGAGUCUAGAUAUGUAGCUCCUCAGACUUACUAUGAUCAAUUGUAGAAUGUAAUUUCCUAAAUCAUUAUUAUAUGGGCAAGCUUAGUUAGGUAGAGAGAAGUGUAGAAGUUUAACUGGAUGUGCCUCAAAUUUUGAUUUCUCAAUAUUUCAUUGAAUGGGGCACAUUUAUUGUGGCUUUUGAAUCAACCUUUUCUUUGUUCCUCCUGACAUUGUUGCAAUAAUAACAAGUUUUAGUUCUCUCUU
Molecule: messenger RNA, 3412 nt
Organism: Ipomoea nil (Japanese morning glory)
Lineage: Eukaryota; Viridiplantae; Streptophyta; Magnoliopsida; Solanales; Convolvulaceae
Product: ubiquitin carboxyl-terminal hydrolase 15-like
Exons: 14
Coding region: 308-3214 (968 amino acids)
Biological process (GO): protein deubiquitination
Cellular component (GO): cytosol; nucleus
Molecular function (GO): cysteine-type deubiquitinase activity; cysteine-type endopeptidase activity
Source: RefSeq, a predicted model, not a curated record